Penicillium alfredii is the source of this 942-nucleotide messenger RNA. RefSeq lists its product as uncharacterized. Bases 1 to 942 code for a protein of 313 amino acids. The transcript has a single exon. NCBI's taxonomy places the organism in Eukaryota, Fungi, Ascomycota, Eurotiomycetes, Eurotiales, Aspergillaceae. The record is from RefSeq and is a predicted model, not a curated record.
AUGUCGUCCUCCAGCGAUUCCAGCCCCGGGAAUUGGAUUACCGGCAGCUACACUGGCGGUAGCGAUGGGGUGCGCAUCGCCAUCGCGACCUUCGUGGGCGUCGCCUGGUACAAUGUGGUCGAAUUGGUGGUCCUCAUCUUCUUGACCUUCAAGCGCUAUCAAGGCGUGUACUUUUGGAGUAUGUUGAUCUCAUCAGUCGGCACCCUCCCCUACAGUGUCGGAUAUUUGAUCAAGUUUUUCAACCUCACCUCGGCCACCUGGCUCCCCGUCACGCUCCUGACCAUCGGCUGGUGGACCAUGGUCACGGGCCAGUCAUUUGUGCUGUAUUCGCGCCUGCACUUGGUCCUCCAGAAUCUGCAUGUGCUGCGCAUGGUCAAGGGCAUGAUCAUCAUGAACAUCUUCAUUCUGCACUUGCCGACUACCGUCCUGACCUAUGCCGCCAACUUCUCCCAGACCAAGGCCUCCGUGGAUGGCUACGAUGUCAUGGAGAAGCUCCAGCUCACCGGGUUCUGCGUCCAGGAAGUCAUCAUCUCCAGUCUGUACAUGUGGGAGACCAAUCGCAUGCUGCAGCUCAACCCCGACCGCGUCAGCCGCAAAACCAUCCUACAGCUGCUCGCCGUCAAUGCCGCCUGUAUCCUGAUGGAUAUCGCCCUGAUGAUCAUCGAGUUUAUGAACUUUUAUAUCUACCAGACGACCCUCAAGGCCACCCUCUACAGCAUUAAGCUGAAACUCGAAAUCGCCGUGCUGGGUAAAUUGGUCAACGUUGCCCAUCAACAUGUCUGGCGCUCGUCCGUGUUUGAUGUCGGCGGUAACCAGUACCCGUCAUUCGUCGAUCCCACGCGUGUUACCUGUGAUUUCAACCAUCCCGAGUCUGUGGCCACGAGUCAGGGGUCCAAGGGCCGCGCAACCGGUCUCGAAGCAAUCGACGCGGACGCUCGAUGA